Ziziphus jujuba (common jujube) is the source of this 1488-nucleotide messenger RNA. RefSeq names its product transcription factor bHLH18. NCBI's taxonomy places the organism in Eukaryota, Viridiplantae, Streptophyta, Magnoliopsida, Rosales, Rhamnaceae. The record is from RefSeq and is a predicted model, not a curated record. Gene Ontology annotation, molecular function: protein dimerization activity. The coding region runs from base 122 to 1159 and encodes 345 amino acids. The transcript is spliced from 5 exons.
AAAAGAAAUUGCAAGCUUUUUUCUUUCUUUUUCUUUUUUCCAGGCCUUGUUUGUGGCUUUUCAGAAUUUCAAAGGGAUUUACGUAGAACCAGGUUCAUCUGAACGGGAACAAAAUAAGCAGAUGCAUGCUUUAAUGGAAGCCCCUUCAACCAAAUGGUCAUCUGAACUGGAAAUGGAAGAAAUGAAUUGUCUGGACUACUAUUGCCUUGAUGAUGAGCUAAGUUUCGAGUCUUUAUACACUGAAAGCUACUUAUCUCACCCAAAUUCCAAUCCCAAAAGCUCACAAUGCUUUACCACUUAUACACCAAUGCAAUCUCCUCAUGGGCCUCAGACAGUCAUUGAAAGACCUGCCAAACAGCUCAAGAUCACCCUGGAUUCUUCGUCUUCCUCUCACAUAAUUUCCUUCCAGAGUUCGAACGAGAGUACUGUGAAGCCCAAGGAGUCGGUGGGAUACAAUUCCAAUGGAAAUGGAAAUAUGGAUUUUCCAUCAUUGAUUUCUUAUCAAGAUUCUUACAAGCAGAUGCAAAAUCUUUCGACAAAUUAUGGGCAGGGAGUCAAGAGACCGGUUAAUGAUAGUGCUAUGAGACUUAGUAGGACUCCUUCACUUGCUAAAGACCAUGUAAUAGCUGAGAGAAAACGCCGAGAGAAGCUCACUCAGCGGUUCAUUGCUCUUUCAGCUAUUCUACCUGGUCUGAAGAAGAUGGACAAGGCUUCUGUGCUUGGAGAUGCCUUAAAGUAUGUAAAACAGCUUCAAGAACGUUUGAAGAUGCUGGAAGAACAGGCAACAAAGAAAACAGUACAAUCGGUGGUUCUGGUGAAGAGAUUUCAUGUUUCUGAUGAAGGUGACAUCUCUUCGUCGGAUCAUAAUCAUAACGAAGUUGUCAAUAGCUGCUAUGAUCAGCUACUCCCUGAAGUUGAAGCAAGAGUUUUGGGCAAGGAUGUUCUUAUACGAAUUCACAGCGAGAAAUUAGACCAAGGAUGUUUGGUGGAGAUACUAAACGAAAUUGAGAAGCUUUACCUCACAAUUGUCAAUAGCAGUGUGUUACAAUUUGCCAAUUCUACACAUAUAACUAUAGUAGCUCAAAUGGAAAUUGAAUUCUGCAUGAAAGCGAAGGAGCUCGCAAGAAACUUAAGACAUGCUUUCCUCAACUUCAUUUGACACCCAAAUUACAUAUAGUACCGAAGAACUUCUAUAUGUGCUUUCCGUCGAUAUAUUUCUAUGCCAUACACAGCUUGUACUAGGACUAGGAAUCAUUAUUAAUUGCUGUCUUUGGGGCUCUUUUUUCUUCCAUAGUUGAGCGUCUAAAACAAGAAAAAUUAUUCAGGAGGCUACUGAACCACCCGAAGCAGCCGUCGCUUGGUAAUUCUUCAAGUUGUAGUACAAGUUAUUGCUAAAUUCUGUUUUGUGUACGUAAAUCUGUAUGAAAUAUAAUCCGUACGUAGUAAUUUGUAUUAAUAAGAAUGAUUAGACAUUUGUUUUUCUCUUUC